Molecule: messenger RNA, 555 nt
Organism: Owenia fusiformis
Lineage: Eukaryota; Metazoa; Annelida; Polychaeta; Sabellida; Oweniidae
Source: the annotation of a GenBank genome assembly
CGCAAAGAGGAUUUGUUUCUUCAGCUUCAAAAAAUGUUGUAGUUAUGAACCUAGGACAACAACAACUACUACACCUUCUACCCAUAAGCCCACAACUAGAACCACAUCAGAAUCCUCCCCAGAGAUAUCCUUAUCAGCCUCUAACGAAGAACUAGAUAAUUCCAUUGACAUAGUGAUGAAUGAAAUUAAUGAACUAGAAUUCUCCGAGGAUGAACUAACAAUAGAUGAUCUAAAAGAAGCGGAAGAUGACACAGUUGAUGAACUUAAUGAGAGUGUUGGGGCCACUUAUGGUGACAGUGAUGAUGUUGACUCUAGUAAGGAAGUGAAGAAACCAAAAGGCAUAAUACGAAAACAUAAAAACCACCCAAGAGGAAGAGGGAGAGCAAUGGUAUUGAAGCAUUACUGCUGCAGAGCAGGAUUCAUCAUUGCAAAGAAGAGCAAGAGGACUGAAGUGUGUAGGAACAGAGCCAACCAUUUUGUCAUGAAGUUCAGAAAGUUGGCAGGAAUUGCCAAGAGAAUCUGUUUCGUAUCAUUCAAUAAAUGCUGCAGCAAAAU